Messenger RNA from Solanum lycopersicum (tomato), 2999 nucleotides. NCBI's taxonomy places the organism in Eukaryota, Viridiplantae, Streptophyta, Magnoliopsida, Solanales, Solanaceae. The record is from RefSeq and is a predicted model, not a curated record.
UGUACAAGUAACCAAAUAGGGCAAUUUGUGUAAUUUUGGCUUAUAAAUGGGAUAAAAAAAAAUCUCAAGGUCCGGGUACCCAACCAUGGUGACCCGGCGUCGGAUAUUCAAUAAAUACCUGAUCGCCGGCGUCAUUGCCGGCGCCGGAAUUACUUUCCAAACCCUAACUCCUAACUCAUUCCUUUCUUCCACUGAUUCCCCUUUCAUCAACGGGGUCGUUCGGUCCUCCCGAGCUCUCUUUACCAUAACUUCCACUGUCAUCGACUACAAGUUCGCACUGUACGGACUCAAUCCUCACUCCGAAGACUAUCGCCUUACUCUCUCCGAACUGCAUCUACGAUCAGCGAAAAGAAUUCUAACGAUGUGUGAAGCAAAUAAAGGUAUUUACAUCAAGGCAGGUCAGUUUGUUGCUGCCAUUAGGCAAGUACCAAAAGAAUACUCAACAACACUUUCUUCAUUACAGGAUCAUGCUAUUCCUUUUCAGUUUGAAUCGAUUAAACAAGUGUUAGUUAGUAAUUUAGGUUUAAAUUGUUUAUCGGAGGUUUUUUUCUCCUUUGAUGAGGUUCCGGUUGCUGCUGCAUCUAUUGCUCAAGUACACCAUGCUGUUUUAGUAAAAGACCGUCAGGAAGUGGCGGUGAAGGUGCAGUAUCCUGGACUGGAGUAUCAAAUGAAAUUUGACCUUGUAACUAUGUCUUUGUUAUCGAAAUUGGUUGGAUGGAUCUUCCCUGGAUAUAGGUUUCAAUGGCUUGUAACUGAAUUUGAAAAAUCUAUUGCAUCUGAGCUUGAUUUUAUUGCAGAGGCUAAAAAUUUGGAGAGGAUUAGGGAAAAUUUUAAGGAUAAUUCUAUGGUUAGGGUUCCGAAUGUGUUUUGGGGUUUUACGACAAGGCAGGUUAUGACGAUGGAGUUUUGCAGAGGUCGUAAAGUCGAUGACUUGGAGUUUCUGAAGGAAAGAGGAAUUAGCGAAGUCAAGGUUGCAAAAACAUUGGCAGAAGUAUUUGCAGAAAUGAUUUUUGUUCAUGGUUUUCUUCAUGGGGAUUUACAUCCUGGUAAUAUAUUGGUUUCUCCUGAAGGGAAGAAUGGAUUUUCGUUAGUGUUGUUGGAUUUCGGGAUUUGUAAACAGUUGAAUGAGGAUUUCAGAUUGAAGUAUUGCGAGCUUUGGGAGGCUUUGGUAGUUAAGGACCCAGCCAAAAUCCAGGAGAUAGGAGAAUAUUUUGGUGUUGGGAAGUACUCGAGAUACUUCCCUGUCAUAUUCACAGGAAGAACAAUUGACAGCAAGUCCGCACUGGGCGAAGGAAUGUCUGUUGAAGAAAAGAAGAACCUGAAGCAGGAACUGAAGUCACUUAAAAUGGAGGAUAUAUCUUCCUUCAUGGAAUCUCUGCCUACCGAUUUUCUCACAGUAUUGCGGACUGAUGGGCUCCUAAGAUCUCUGACGAGCAAGUUGGGUGCUCCCUUGAGAGUCAGGUUACUAGCAUAUGCUGAGUAUGCACUUUAUGGACUCUCGUUGAAGGCCGACUCUAAAUCUGAUUCUGCCAUAGAAGUCGUGCUCUUUAGAUUCAAGAUUGGCCUCCGAUACAUCCAACUAAGACUCCUGUUUGGGAUAUUGGGGCUUGUUUCAUGGCUAGCAAACAUCAAACACACGUCAACUAGGAGGUUUAAAGAUUUUCUUGCCUCAGCUGGUUUGUGGUAAGGAACUUGUACUGUCCUUUAUUGACCGCAUAAUUAAGUCUGGCCAGUUGUAAUAGUGAAGAAAUUGUCUCAUUUACAUUCACUCACCUCAUAAGAAGCUUUCCUAAACAAAUGUCUCUAGGUGGUAUACUAAAACUCUAGAGAGGAAAGUCUGUUUCUACUUUCUACUAACUCCAUCCGAUCAUCUUUGAAGUGUUGUGUCAUGCCUCAUGUUUAGUCUAAAACUAGACGAAAACCUGUAAAGUCAAUUGCAAUUUUAUAGUAAUUUUUUCUCGUCCAAAAGCUAUUGGAUCUUUUCUCUUAAAUGGCAUCACAUUCUAUUAUUAUCUGCCAGCACAAGUUGGGAUUGCCCUACAUAAAAAAAAUUGAUUUCCUUCGAGCAUUUGUUAAUGUUGUAUCUUGUUGUUAGCGCAACUAUAUCGACAUGAUAUUUACCAAUUACAACAAGUACUUUUCAACAAUAUUUUGCCAAUCUUUCACAUUAGGAACUUGUGACCUUUUGUCUUAUCUGCAUUCAGUAGAACACAACUAGAUUUCCGACUCUCACCACCAUAUGCUGUUUGUAGAAUUUAAAUUUGCUGUGCUCGAGAAUAUAUAUUGGUCAUUAAGCUCAAAAUGGGGCUUGGUUUGAUGACAAUACCCAAGAAUUAUACCGAGGUAAAUAGGUAGAAAAGUGCUUAUAAAGCACCAUUUGAUAGCUUAUUAUCGGAGUUAUGAGGUUGUUGCUUUAACAUAUACUGCUAGAGACUGCUGUAGUGUAAACAGUUUUCACGAAAACUGAUGGAUGAUAAAUAAGGCCAUGGAAAAGCAAUUUAGAAGCGUGCUUUGUCACAAUCAGUAAUCGCAGAAAGAGCAAGAACUACAGUGACUAAGUUCCAGUUAUCUGUUCGAUUAACAAGGCUCUAGCUUGGGAAGAUGAGAAACAGAAGUUUUUCUGUACGAUGGAGGUGCGUUCGUUUGCAGCUGUGCUGCCAUAGGAAUGGGAUGAAUCACAGUUACCAUCUUCUGGGUCACAAUGAGUGAUGAAAAACGACCCAUGAAAACCAAGAAAGUGUGGACGCGAUCAUCCCAACUGUGUUUGUCCUUGUAAAACAUGUCCAGGUAACUAUUAAAACUCAUUGAAGGUUGAUGUACCUCCUAUUUUCAUCUUAUUAUAAUUGGAAGAGAGGACCGUGCUUCUUAACGAUUCGUCUAGUCCUGUACAUGUAUAGCUAUUUCGAUGUAAUUAUGAUGGUCUCUUCUUUCUCAACAUGUAUAUUAGUUCUAAUGACAAUGAUACAAUUGAAGACAUCUAAUUUUGAUUUCUUAGAGAA